CUAUCACCUCUAUCAUUAACAGGUUGCUUUCACCCACAGAGCUGCUGUUUAUGAUUUUUUUGUAGUAGUUUAAUGAGGUCAGUCAAGUUUUGCAUACUUCACUUUGGUCUAUUCAUGACAUUAAUGACAAGGCAAAAUCUCUUAUUUAGCAGAGAGAGGAGAGAGAUAAAUAUAUUCCUAAAACAGGACAGAAUACAUAGAGAAAUAUCCAUUUAAACCCACAAAUUACAAGCAUCUUGUGCUUUUAUUUGAAAUAAAUUACUUACCCCAUUCCUUAUUUGUAAUAUCAAUUAGUUAUUGUUAUUAUAACAGAGAAACAUCUUUCAAUUAGUCCUAAAGGAAGUCAUUAGAAUAAUAAAAUUAACAUUAGGUUGUUUAAGGCAUUUAAACAACCUAAGCAUAGACAUUUGACAUUUAAGCACUGACCUUUGUCACUAACCUGCUGAUUUCACUUCCCAUAUUUUUCUGGUAAACAAGCCAAAUAUGACCGCAAAGUUUGAAAUGCGUUUCCUGAGAUGCAUUUCCACACACACACUUUCUAAGAAAGUGUGAGGCAAGAACCAGCACCACCUUCAAUAACUAGUAUAAAUUUGAGGUGGCAGCUUCCGCUUAUCCAUUAAAAAUUUGAUCCUUCACAAAACAUCUUGUAAGGAAGGGAUUUCUUGCUCCCUGCUUCCAACAACUUUCUUGUACAUAUUAAGAGCAAGAUCAUGUCAUACUUGGCAGCCAUCCUUGUAAUUGGUGGGAGAGGAGGAAAGGCCUUUGAUUUUAAUAGUACUGGAAAUGGAGCCACAUUGAGAAAGAUCUGGGUGUGGGCCGGUGGCUGGCAGAUAAAAGCCAUCAAGGUUUGGCUUACUGAUGGCCAGUCCCAGGAGUUUGGAGAACCUGCUGGGAGCUUUUCAGAAUUUAUAUUUGAAGAUGGAGAGCAUUUCACCUCCCUUUCACUUUGGGGAAAUGGAGCUGGAACACGUCUGGGUGCCAUCAAAUUCAAGACAAAUCGCUCCCGAGAGUUCUUUGCACACAUGACAAGCUGGGGGCUGAAAACAGAAUAUCCAGUUGAUGUGGGUUCUGGGAUCUGCAUGGGAAUCACAGGACAUGCUGGUGCAGAUAUUGAUUGCUUAGGCUUCAUUUUCAUUAACACCAUCAGGUCUACUCAGCUAACAGAUGUUCAAUAUCCCACACUUCAUGAUGUGAUACCCAAUGUGGCUGUUGAAGAAAUGAAAUCUAUGUCCUACCAAAAUAAUACUACUGAAACUUUAAAUUAUACAUUAGAAACCUCCAAAAAAAUCAUCAAAAGAUCCUCCUGGUCUGUAACCAACAAGCUCGAAUUCACAUUUAGCAUGGAAGUGAAGGCAGGAAUUCCUGAGGUUGCUGAAAUAUCAACUGGUUUUGGCUUCAAAGUGGGAAGUGAGGACACCUUUACUUUAGACUUCACUGAGGAGAAAACUGAGAAGUUCUCGUUUCCUAUCAAAGUCCCUCCAGGGAAAACCGUGGAUGCGGACAUUACAAUUGGCCGGGCUAUAGUUGAUCUCCCCUACACUGGCACAGUCCAGAUUACCUGCUAUAAUAACAGUGUGCUGGAGUUUAAAACCAGUGGAACCUACAAAGGGGUCACUUACACCAAAGCAAAAAUAGUUGUGAAUGACUCAGCAAAAAGCCUGUAAAUUCUACAUCUACAGAAAGAGCUUGUUGCAGACGCACAUGUUUAUUUGGUAAAAUAUUUUUUAAGAAACAUUCUGAGAAAUGAAUACAACAAAUCUCAGUUUUUGUAGAUUUAGUAUAAUUGUAGCUUGCUUUAAACAAAUUUUAUUUUUUAUUAUUACUGUUUAAAUUGUUAAUUUACUGCUAUGGAGAUGAUUCUUUUGCUUCUUUUUAAUCUUAAAAUCUCUAAUGAUUUCAAUUAAUUAAACUGUUCUCUCUGUCUGAUUUUGAAUAAAAACAUCCUAUCACUAA
Pangasianodon hypophthalmus (striped catfish) is the source of this 1953-nucleotide messenger RNA. Its product is annotated as aerolysin-like protein. The record is from RefSeq and is a predicted model, not a curated record. The coding region runs from base 711 to 1664 and encodes 317 amino acids. The transcript has 2 exons. NCBI's taxonomy places the organism in Eukaryota, Metazoa, Chordata, Actinopteri, Siluriformes, Pangasiidae.